AUGCAUUUCUUUGAGCAAGUUCAACAUCUUUCAGCUGCAGGUUACACCAGCCCCAAUAAGCCAUGUUCAUCGUAUUUCCUUAGAUCUAGCAUUGUUCCGGUGAUAAUUUAUGAGAAACCACAAGCGAUCAAUGUAAAAAAAGCAUUUGUGGAACUAUAUGCUAAUCAAAAUCAUUUUGAGAUUCUUCCGGUAGAGGCGCUUGAAGGUACGUUCGGUGAAAUGAAAUGGGCGUUGUGGAGGAGAAAUAUAGAGGAUGUUAUCGAUGAUGUGGUUGUUGAAAAGGACAAUGUAUGUUUCGAGAAACGAGUGAUUCUGAAACAAUUGAAAUUCACAGCUGAUCAAAGGCAUCUCAGGAAAUUCCUGGAGGAGGCGCUAGCAUUUUCGAAUGUGAAGCAGCACGAGAAUUUAGCACAAGUAAUUGCAAUAGCAUCACAUAACCGUUUUAGCGAUCCGGAACAACAAAUCGAUUUUCCACUAAUAUGUUAUUCUCAUGAUGGUUUCGGAAAUUUAAAAAAAUUUCUUAUCAGCUGUCGAAAUGGUCAAACAAAUGCUGAGUUUAAAAAUCCGAAUGGCAAUGGAAUACAAACACUUCGUGCGCAGGAACUUGUUUCGAUGGCCGUACAGAUAUUAAAUGGUGUAAUACAUUUGCAUAAUUUUGGCAUUAUCCAUAAAGAUGUUGCAACAAGAAAUUGUCUGGUAUCUAAAGUUCGUGAUCGUGAUAAUUUGUUUGUGCAAAUUUGUGAUUCUGCUUUAAGUAAGGAUUUCUUUCCUGAUGAUUAUCACUGUGUUGGUGAUAAUGAGAAUAGACCGAUGAAAUGGAUGGCACAUGAAUCACUGACUCAUAAUUCGUUUAGUAGUUCCACAGAUGUGUGGUCAUUCGGUGUAGCAUUGUGGGAAUUAUUGACAUGUGGACAGCAACCUUAUCCGGAGAUUGAUCCUGAUGAGAUGGUUACAAUCCUGGAACGUGGUAAACGAUUACCUCAACCGUAUAGUUGUCCAGAUGAACUAUACGGUCUAAUGUAUUGCUGUUGGCAACUUGAUUAUCGAGACCGUCCUACAACACAACAACUCCUGAUUGCUCUACGGGAAUUUAAUUUGCAACUUCUACAAUAUAUCUGA
Messenger RNA from Loa loa (African eye worm), 1119 nucleotides. RefSeq names its product TK/RYK protein kinase. Gene Ontology annotation, biological process: positive regulation of kinase activity; multicellular organism development; cell surface receptor protein tyrosine kinase signaling pathway. Lineage: Eukaryota; Metazoa; Nematoda; Chromadorea; Rhabditida; Onchocercidae. Gene Ontology annotation, cellular component: signaling receptor complex. The coding region runs from base 1 to 1119 and encodes 372 amino acids. Gene Ontology annotation, molecular function: transmembrane receptor protein tyrosine kinase activity; ATP binding. The transcript has 7 exons. The record is from RefSeq and is a predicted model, not a curated record.